This is a messenger RNA of Mollisia scopiformis, 2445 nucleotides long. Its product is annotated as putative alkaline serine protease AorO. Gene Ontology annotation, molecular function: serine-type endopeptidase activity; tripeptidyl-peptidase activity. Bases 266 to 2236 code for a protein of 656 amino acids. Lineage: Eukaryota; Fungi; Ascomycota; Leotiomycetes; Helotiales; Mollisiaceae. The transcript is spliced from 5 exons. The record is from RefSeq and is a predicted model, not a curated record. Gene Ontology annotation, biological process: proteolysis.
CAUGAAUGUCAGACCAUUGUAUCUUGCAACCAGAUCACAGUGAUAGUCAGUAGUCUGCUAAGCCUCUCUCAGCAGACGAGCUGCGUCAAUUUCCUUACCUUAGUCCUUAGCAAGCUUGGGAAGCUGCCAACAUGAUCAUUAGAGCUUGAAAAGAUCUUAGUAUGUCGGAUGGUAUCUAUAAAAGAGAUCGUGGCCCUCAUUGUGAGAUCAGAGCUUCAACAUUUGUCAAGGACAUCAGAAGUCUACCUGCGUCAACACCUCCACAAUGCGGCUCCUCACCUUAGCCACUGCUACAUUCCUUAUAAGUCUAUCGUUCGCAGUUCCCACUCCGCACAAUGGACAUGUCGUUCAUGAGAAACGGACACAUUCUGCGGGGCUGGUGAGGCGACAUCGAGCACCACCAGCAACAACGGUGCCUGUUCGAAUCGGGUUUUCUCAGAGCAAUCUCGACAUAGCCCAUGAGCUCCUGAUGGAAUUGGCUGAUCCUAUGUCAGACAAUUAUGGGAAGCAUAUGAGUGCAAAAGAAGUUGGUGAUCUCUUCAGGCCCAAAAGUGAAUCAAUCGAAUCCGUGAGAGACUGGCUCCAUUCUUCCGGUAUCGACAUUGAUCGCCACCAAGUAUCUCCUGGCCGUGGAUGGCUGAAGUUUGAGGCUACUAUCGAUGAACUAGAAUCCCUUCUUUCUACGGAAUAUCAUGUCUAUGAGCAUUCCGACACCGAGGCACUGCACAUCGGGUGCGAUACGUAUCACGUUCCUCUCGGCGUUCAUCCUCACAUUGACUUCAUCUCCCCAACUGUAUCUACCAUUCAGAUCAAGCGUGGAGCCAAGAAACAGAAACGCGGCGAAACCACGAAGGCCUCUCCAGCCAGCUUCCCACCCAUCGUCAAGCCAGCCAAUCUAAACCUUGACCCCGCUUCGUUCGCUUCGGAUGCAAGCACAAUUCCGUGUUACACCGCGGUGACCCCUGACUGUCUACGAACGUUGUACGGUAUCCCCAAAGGUAGCCUCAAGCAUAAGGGCAACGAAAUCGGCAUUUUCGAAGACGGUGACUGGUAUGACCAGCAAGAUCUCGAUCUGACUUUUGCUGCCAUUUCGCCCAAUAUCCCCAACGGCAGCCAUCCCGCCUUGGAAGGCAUUGAUGGUGGCAUUGCCCCAUUCUCUUUCGACGGAUUCGAGCAGAUUGGUAUUGAAUCUCUACUCGAUAUGUCCAUCAUCAUGCCAUUAGUCUACCCCCAGACUGCUGUUUUGUUCCAGGUAGAUGAUCUGACGGCACUCGAAACCUCUUCAGGAUUUGGCGACACGUUCUUGGACGCACUUGACGCUUCUUACUGUACGUUUGAAGGUGGAGAUGAUCCUACUUUGGACCCCCAGUAUCCCGAUACAGCGCAAGCUCCGGGGGCAGCAAACGGCACUGGAAUCACUUACCCUCUGCCAGAGAUGUGUGGCGCCUACAAGCCAACGAAUGUCAUUUCUGUCUCUUACGGUUUGGGAGAAAACACAUUCUCUUUCUUUUAUGAGAAUCGCCAAUGCGUCGAGUAUCUAAAGCUGGGAUUGCAAGGCACAACUGUUGUCUACGCUUCAGGGGACAGUGGAGUUAGUAAUCGUGGCGAAUGUAUCGUGCCAUCCAAUGCUACGUACAACGGAGAUCCUGGUGCAUUUUCGCCCAGUUUCCCUGCAGCCUGUCCUUACUUGACAUCUGUAGGGGCAACUCAGAUCAACCCUGACGACAGGACCGAAACUGCCGUAGCCGUGGCUGAUGAGGAGUAUUACUCUGGAGGUGGUUUCAGCAACUAUUGGGCAACCCCAGACUAUCAACAAUCCACAUUGAAGAAUUACUUCAAAAAGACUCCACCUCCAUACAAUUUCACUUCAUAUGGAAACCCGUACUAUAACUCGUCUGGCCGCGGCUAUCCUGAUGUCGCAGCUGUCGGUCUAAAUAUCCUUCUUUACGCCGAUGGCCAGCCAACCUUUGUUGGUGGCACCAGUGCCUCGGCUCCCAUCUUUGCCUCGAUCAUCAGCUUGAUCAACGAAAAGCGUCUUGCUGCGGGUAAGACCACAGUUGGAUUCAUCAAUCCAACCUUGUACAAGAAUCCCCAUGCCUUCACAGAUAUUACCACCGGAAGCAAUCCAGGUUGCAACACCAAUGGCUUUAGUGCUGUCAAGGAUUGGGAUCCAGUUACUGGUCUAGGCACUCCCAAGUUUUCCAAGCUUCUGGAUGUCUUCAUGGCUUUGCCAUGAAUCAAUGUGACUGGGCAUAUGUCCACAUGUCCUUCACUGGUAUCGGAGUUGGAUGUUUUUCAUCUUUCAUAAUUCGCGCUCCCCGCAACUUACAGUGGCGUAAUUUCACUUAGCAAACAGACUGAUUGGUACUUAAUAAACGGAUAUUUAACACAAUCCUUGGGUCUGCUGUCAUGUGAAGCAAAAAUGUUAGAGCGAUACAGAACUAG